AUGACUGACGAGGUCAUCGAAGUCUUAUAUUUCUACAAGACGCCUCUGGUUGACCGCCGACUGCUAGCUGGAGAUGAUUUUGGUGCAAAGAUUCGCGGGCCUGUGGUUGAUAUAGCGCGCAGGAGGCAUUGCGUGGUGAUGGCUACGAAGGAGAUGUUUAAGAUGGUGCAGAUUCGAAGUGAUUUGGAGGAAGCAAAGAAGGCGAGUGCUUAA
Molecule: messenger RNA, 213 nt
Organism: Fusarium venenatum
Lineage: Eukaryota; Fungi; Ascomycota; Sordariomycetes; Hypocreales; Nectriaceae
Source: RefSeq, a predicted model, not a curated record